UGAUUCAGAGCUCACAAACACCAUCAAGACAAAAAUCCUAACUUACCUGGAGGAAAAAUACAAGGAUCCUGAGACACAAGAGUUGCUCGACAUGGCUUCUGCUCUGGAUCCCCGUUUCAAGCUGCGAUACGCAAGUGAGGACAGGGUAGAACCAAUCAAAGCCAGACUUGUGUCUGAGAUGGCUGCAUCUGUGAGCAUGGAGCAGGGCCCAAGUGAUGGUGGGACUGCAGACAGGGCAGAGGAUACACCCAGCACAUCCAAGAGAAAGAAGACCUUGGGGAGCUUCUUCAAGAUCACUGAGAGAGCCAGCCCAACCCAUCCUCCUCACCAAGCUGUAGCCUCUGAGCUUCAGUCCUACCUGCAGUGUGCUGACCUUGAUAGUGAGGAGAACCCACUGGACUGGUGGAGGGAACAUCAGCGAGUCUACCCGCGACUGUCAAAGCUGGCCAAAAAAUAUUUGAGCAUACCUGCAACAAGUGCCCCUUCCGAGAGGGUCUUCAGCACUGGGGGAAACAUAGUGACCUGCCUUCGGUCAUCUCUGAAACCAGAAAGUGUUGACAGGCUGGUGUUUCUCGCCAAAAAUCUGUAGGCCUGUACUAGUAUGUUCCUGUUCCUUGUAGUAUGUGCCUUUUCUGCAUAGGCUUCAUUUUUUUCAUGUGUUUGCACUUUAUGAUUGCACUUUGCACUGGCAUAUUUAAU
Molecule: messenger RNA, 699 nt
Organism: Epinephelus lanceolatus (giant grouper)
Lineage: Eukaryota; Metazoa; Chordata; Actinopteri; Perciformes; Serranidae
Source: RefSeq, a predicted model, not a curated record